Messenger RNA from Mus musculus (house mouse), 2045 nucleotides. RefSeq names its product zinc finger protein 575 (gene Zfp575). Lineage: Eukaryota; Metazoa; Chordata; Mammalia; Rodentia; Muridae. Bases 348 to 1067 code for a protein of 239 amino acids. The transcript has 4 exons. The record is from RefSeq and is marked validated. Gene Ontology annotation, cellular component: nucleus.
GGAAGUGAAGCUGGGCCCUACGGCUCGGCAAUCUCCUUCCCGCUCUUCUCUCCUCCAACGGCGUCCCAGCGCCCGCUGGGAGGUGCAGGUCCGAGGGCUACAAGGUAGCUCACGAGGCUUAAUUGAGACGGGAGGGUUCCGGAGCCCCACCCCCGGGGAGGGACCGCCCUGCAGGUUUCCCUAAUUCUCUGAGUCCCCAGUUCUAUGCCAGAGAUGCGAUUUAGCGACACAGCAUCAGUAGGCUGAGACUAAAGACAGGGCCCGCACCCCUGUCUCCAUGAACUUGUUAACCACUGGCGCCAUCCUCGCCCCUUGCCCAGCUGCCCCUUGGUCCCUCUGCCAGCAAGAUGCUGGGUGGAAGCGUGAAGUCCGAGGUCAGGGCCUCGGAACCUAGUCCCACCUGUCAGGACCCGGAGACCAAAGCCCCACACCAGGACCUGCCGAGGCCCAACCAGCCCGCUGCCUCUGGGAGCGUGCCCUCCCGGCCCCGCCGGCGGCCCCCUCCCCAGCGCCCGCACCGCUGCCCGGAUUGCCCCAAGGCCUUCUCGUACCCAUCCAAGCUGGCCACGCACCGGCUAGCGCACGGCGGCACCCGCCCGCACCCGUGCCCCGACUGUCCCAAGGCCUUCUCCUACCCGUCCAAGCUGGCUGCGCACCGCCUCACGCACAGCGGAGCUCGCCCGCACUCCUGCCCGCACUGCCCCAAGGCCUUCGGCCACCGUUCCAAACUGGCGGCGCAUCUCUGGACGCACGCACCCGCCCGUCCCUACCCGUGCCCCGAUUGCCCCAAGUCCUUCUGCUACCCGUCCAAGUUGGCGGCCCACCGCCACACGCACCACGCCACCGACGCCCGCCCCUACCCUUGCCCGCACUGCCCCAAAGCGUUCUCGUUUCCUUCCAAACUGGCGGCCCAUCGUCUGUGCCACGACCCCCCAACUGCGCCCAGCAGCCAGGCUACUGGCAGCCACCGAUGCUCCAGCUGCAAUCAGGCCUUUGGCCAGAGACGCCUCCUGCUGGUUCACCAACGCAGCCACCACCAGUCGGAGGGCCAGGGAGAGCGGGAGUGAACUCACCUGCCCACUCUGCCUCCAUCACCUGUCAAUAAAGACCUGGAAUUUCUAAGCCCUGCUGUAUGUGUGGACUUCCCUCUAACAGGGAGAAUGGCAGGGUCUUGAUACAGGUAGCCCAAGCUGGACUGGAACUUUUCUGGUAGCCUUCCAAAGCCUGGUGGUCUAGAUAUGUACCCAGGGUGGUUUGGGAUUAUUGGUUCUGCAGGAAUCUGAUUUAGAAGGUUGAGGGAUUCUAUCCCCAUGCACAGAGGCAGGUGUCAUCAGAUUGGUGCUGGGCUCAAACCUUGGGCGGGCCUGGAGUUGUGCGGGUUGUGGUGACACUGGCCCUGAACACUCAAGCCUGUGAUAAAGGCAUCAGGGAUGUUCACUGCGGUGUGGCCACACUGGGUACAGGCCAUCACAUGUCCACGGCCAGAGGCCAGUGAACAGAGGGGAAUGUGUGGCCUUAGGAAAGAGGCCAGCAUUGUGCGUACACGGAGCUGUGAGCACAGGAGGUGGCCACAGGAGGUGACAGAGGCAGAACCAAGGGCACAUCUACUGGAGAGCUCAAGGCUGCAGUGCCUCUGAAUCUCUUGGGGACCUGAGGCACACUGUCUGAAAGCACUUUGGGUUUGUGGGAUGUUUGUUUUGUGAUGAGGUCUCCCGUCUCCAGUCUACCCUGGGACUCUCAGGGUUCUGAGGUCUUUGUGACUGCUACACAAGCAUUACACAGGCAAGCACACACGCUUUUGGAUUUUUUUUCUUUCCUCCUUCUUCUAUUUAUGUGUACCUGAGUGUUUUCUCUGCAUUAUGUAUAUGCACAUUUGUGCCUGGUGCCUGUAGGUGUGAGGGGCUCAGAUCCCCUGGAAUAUUAGGAAUAGUUGUGAGCCUCUGUGUGGGUCCUAGGACAAGAACCCAGUCCCUCUGCUAAGCAACAAGUGCUCUUAAUCACAGAGCCAUCUGUUAAGUCCCAAUAAAUACACCUUUUCCCCCCUU